Molecule: messenger RNA, 1176 nt
Organism: Stegodyphus dumicola
Lineage: Eukaryota; Metazoa; Arthropoda; Arachnida; Araneae; Eresidae
Product: liprin-alpha-1-like
Biological process (GO): synapse organization
Cellular component (GO): presynaptic active zone
Molecular function (GO): protein binding
Source: RefSeq, a predicted model, not a curated record
UUCUAAAUGAAAAUUAAUUGUUAAAUAAAUAGUAAGCAUUUUAAAUGCAGUAAAUAUUACAAGUACCGAAAUAAAUAACUAUAGAGGAAAGUAUUUUAGUUAUAUAUAAUAUAAAGUAGUCUUAAAUCCUUAUGAAAGUGAUAACGUGCGAGAGUAGCUUCUGAGGAUUGUGGGAUAACUGAAUAGUGCAGUAAGGAAAAAAAUGAAUUCAGGAAUUCAGAGGUAGAUGGUCAUGAGGAAAGUGUGUAUUCUUUAAACAAGUUGAGACAAGUAAAAUCAAAGGCUGUCAUUCAGAAGGUGUUUACUCGAAGAAGAAAUUUUUUUGUCUCUGCAAAUUUGCGGAUCUGUAAACUUCACUAUGGAAACCACUUCUUUAGCUAAAAUGAAACUCGGCAAUAGAUGUUAUUUCUUAUCCAUUUUUAUACCUACAAACUGUUCCAAAUGCCCCAUAAAAUAUCCUUUCGUCUUAACGUAAGGUUGUGAAUUUUGUAUGAGAAAGUUCUAUGAAAUUCUUCUAAUGGAAGGAAACUUACUUUUAGUGAUUUGUCAGAACGUGCUGCUAUGAAGUGGUUAAUUUGAAUUUUUGGAAAACACAUUGGUAAGGCAUAAGAUAUCUGUAAAAAAUGUGGAAUAUGAUGUGUGACGUGAUGCCUACUAUUGCCGAAGACAGCCUUGGGCAAAGAGGCAGUCAGUUUUCGGCAGAUGAAGCAAAUCUUGAACAGCUCAUGGUGAAUAUUUUAGAUGAACGUGACAAACUGUUAGAGACUUUGAGGGAUACCCAAGAAAAUUUGGCGAACACUCACAUCAAACUAAAUGAUCUGAAUAAAGAGAGAGAUUCCCUGCACAGGCAACUGCAGGCAAAUUUACCUCAGGGCUGUGACACCUCUAAUUUUAAAAAUGGAAUCCCGAUUUGAACCCGGCUGUAUCAAAAACUGAGGCAAAUGAUGAGCUUCCUGUUUGAAAAGGAUUAUUUAAGCGUUGUGCAGCAAAAUUGGCAAAAUAAUAGCAUGAUACUUUCUCAGGAGGAGAUAAUUCUCGAAGAAGAUUAUGAUUUGAGACUUGAAAAAUAUAUUCUGACUUCAGAGCGAGAUGGAAUAAAUUUCAUAUGCAACGAGACAAGAAAUGUCACAAAAAGUAUAAAUAAAUGGUUUCUGUAAGAGUGUCAUUUAUUUAAAA